AUGCUCGAGCCGCUGCCAGAUGGCCGCGUGUUGGCGCACUUCGCGUUCGAAAGCCGGCUGCGGGAAAUGCGGCCAACGGGAGAAACGCGAGGAACGCGAGGAGCGGAAGGAGGGGAAAGUUCCGCGGAUACGGUUCUGUUCCCCCCGGCCAUCCUGCACCUCGUAAGCCGCGUGGCCAUGGGAGGAUCCGCGCGCCGAUGCCGGCUGCUCUCCCCACGAGUGCAAUCCUUGAGCGUGCGCCAUUUCUUGCUCUCUCUCACACACGGCAACUGGGACGUGCAGCAAUGGGGUACCCCCUCCUCCUCCUCCUCCUCCUCCUCCUCCUCCUCCUCCUCCUCCUCCUCCUCCUCCUCCUCCUCCUCCUCCUCCUCCUCCUCCUCCUCCUCCUCUCUCCCCCCUCCCCCGCCUCUCUCACACCAAGAGUACGACGUCAGGCCGCCAGGGGCGGAGCUGGUAGCGUGGAUGGGCGGAGAAGGCGGGAGUGAGCUGGACGCCACGUGGCACAACCUCACCGACGCCCUGGCAGGGCUGUUCUGUGCCUCGCUCAACUUCCUGCAAUCCCCCUUCUCCGUCGUCUCUCCCGCUCUUCACUUCCACACCCCCUUCCCUCUCCCCGCAAACCACACCCACUCACCAUCUCAACCCCAAUCCUCUUCCUCCGCCUCCUCCUCGCCACCGCCGGACCAGCCGCCGGGCCUGCACGUGAGGUACGGGAGCAUGGCUCGGGAGCCAGUGUGCACGGAGAACCUGACGCCGUGGCUGAAGCUGCUGCCGUGCCGUGACGCGGCAGGCCUCUCGUCUCUCAUGGACCGCGGGGCCGUGUUUGGCGGCCGCUACCACUCCAUGCACACUGCCGUGUGGACCCAUGUGUGCGAUGAGGGUAGUGUGGUCGAGGAGGGGAGUGUGGGAGAGGGAGGGAGUGUGGGAGAGGGAGGGAGUGUGUGUGGUGUUGCUGAGAAAUCCUCUUCCUCAUCCUCUUCAUCCUCCUCCGCGACUUCCCCCUACAUCUCCCCCGCCACGCCUGCCUGUGCCAGUGUGACAUGGGCUGUGGUGCUGCACCAGUCGCUCACAGUCGUGCUCGAUGCCUCCACUGAGAACGCCCUUGCCGCCGCUGCAGCUGCAGCUGCCACCAAACCCGUCCCCUCUGCUCCUUCCAAUUCAGCAGGUGCAGCGGCAAAAGAGGGGCUUGAUUUGAGUGAUGUGCUUCCGCUGCCGCCUGAUUGGAGCGUGGGUGCGCUGUUUGGGCGGCAGCUGACGUCAGUGUGUCCCCUUGCCACGUCAACUGACGUGGCAAUAAGAGUGCCGUCCGGUCUCCUCUGCCCCGCGGCUCAACUCAGUGCUGGUGCAGCAGGAGGUGCUGCCGCUGUUUCUGCCACUGCUGCUACUGUUAACGCUGCUGCUGCCACUGCUGCUGCCUGUAAUAGAGGUGACAGUGACAGGAGUGCCUCUAAAGUGGGGUGGGCGACUUUCCUCAGGAGCAAUGCAGUGUUUGGCCUUGAGGGGAAGUGGAGGGUGAGAGUGCAGGAGAGAGAUGGUGCUGUGCCGUCAGGGGAUUCAAGUGCAGAAGACAUGGGGGGAAUGGGGGGCGUCAGGGGAAUGGGGGGCGUGAGGGGAAUGAGGGGCGUGCAGCAAGUGGAAGCAGUGCUGCUGCAUCGUGACAUGCGCCGCCAUCAAGGGCAUGCCUCUACCUCUGCCUCUGGCGCUGAUGCAGCUGCUGCCCAUGUUGCUGAUGUGGGUGACGUGGCAGCGGUCAGCUCGGCAGGCAUUCACUGGAAGCGGCGCGUAGCGUGGCAGCGGCGGCCGGCGCUGUUUGUCCUUUCCCGGUUCACCACAGGCACAGGAGACGCCCUGGGGGGGCUGACGUUCCUCAUACAGAGAGCGCGAGGAGCAGGGAGCGGUGCACGAGAAUGUGGUUCUAAAGUAAAUAAUGAUUCUGCCAACACAGGGAGUCAGAGCGGGGAGUGUAGAAGCGGCACAGUGAGCGACACAGGGAGCGAUGCAGGGAGCGACACAGGGAGCGAUGCAGGGAGCGACACAGUGAGCGUGUUCCAGGCGGUGCCCUGGUGGCUGAAGCUGUACCUGCACACGCUCUCUCUCUCCUUCGACCACCGCCCUGUCAGCCUGAGGGACAGCAGUGCGGUUGUAGCGGCGCGGCUACAGCCGACGAGGGAGAGAGGCCCGCCCGCUGUGCUGGAGCUGCUGCUGCGCGUGCCAAGAGAGGUGUCUCGCGUUACAAUCACACUGCAGUACAGAAAGGCCUUUCUGACGGUCUUUGAAACGCCGCCUGAUGCCAGCAGGGGAGUCGAUCUUCCCGCUGCCCUCCUCACCGUGCCCUCGGGUCCAAGCCACAUGUAUGUGCCACCGGUGGUGGUGCCGCUGCCGCUGCCAGACCUGAGCAUGCCGUACAACGUCAUCACUCUCACCUGCACUCUGCUCGCCAUCGUGCUCGGGUCACUCUUUAACACGCUGCGAUACCGCCCCUCUGCCGCUGGUGAGUCUGGUGGGUGUUGGCGUGUACCAUUGCUUGGUGCAAGCUCAAGCGUUGCCGCAUGGGCGCAGAUCUACGGGCUAGACAACUCCUCGUCGCUGCUUCCCCCGCCCUCUCCGCUCCCCUUUCCGCCCGCCGUUCCCCCCGCGCCCCACCUGGAGGACUGCUCCGCGCGCACCGCCUGGCGCCACGCGUCAGAGGCGCGCGGACCAGGGGGGGAGCCGCCCUUAUGGGCGCGCGGACGGGGGGAAGGGGGAGCAGCAGGAGAACCGGCGCAUGUGGGCGCGGAAGGGGGUGCGGAAGGGGGAGGGGAGGGGUGUACGGAGGGGCCGCUCCCGCCUUGGGUGAGGGGUGCUGACGUGGACAACCUGCCACUGACACGUGUCGCGCAGAGAGACAUCUGGGAGAGCCAGCGAAUAGGAGCGUCGUGUGAGGGGCGGCGCCUGCUGCUGGCUCGCUGGUGGCCGGGUGAACGCCACGGCUUGGGCUCUCAGGUGAGCGGUCAGGUGCAUUUUCAGGUGCACCUGGCGGGGGCGUAUCUAAGCAUAGCCAUGGCUCACAGUCGCACCUUGGUGCCCUGGCCUGGGCAGUUCGACCGCGCCCUCCUCCCCGCCUGCCAAGACCUGGCCCAGCGGGGGUCAUGGGAGUGUUUCUUCUUCCCCGUCGUCUCUUCUGAUUGCACACAGACAGCACAGCAAGCCCUGGCGGCGGGUGCCGUGCCGUCGUGCGCCACUAGUGGCUUCAAGGCAGCAGCAGCGUCGGAUGCCCCUAUUGUGUGUGUGGAGCUGCAGCAGCUGGGGGAGCUGUACAUGAUGGAAGGCAGUGAGGCGGCCAGCGUGGGGGAGUGUGUGAGCGUGGGGGAGUGUGUGAGCGUGGGGGAGUGUGUGAGCGUGGGGGAGUGUGUGAGCGUGGGGGAGUGUGUGAGCGUGGGGGAGUGUGUGAGCGUGGGGGAGUGUGUGAGCGUGGGGGAGUGUGUGAGCGUGGGGGAGUGUGUGAGCGUGGGGGAGUGUGUGAGCGUGGGGGAGUGUGUGAGCGUGGGGGAGUGUGUGAGCGUGGGGGAGUGUGUGAGCGUGGGGGAGUGUGUGAGCGUGGGGGAGUGUGUGAGCGUGGGGGAGUGUGUGAGCGUGGGGGAGUGUGUGAGCGUGGGGGAGUGUGUGAGCGUGGGGGAGUGUGUGAGCGUGGGGGAGUGUGUGAGCGUGGGGGAGUGUGUGAGCGUGGGGGAGUGUGUGAGCGUGGGGGAGUGUGUGAGCGUGGGGGAGUGUGUGAGCGUGGGGGAGUGUGUGAGCGUGGGGGAGUGUGUGAGCGUGGGGGAGUGUGUGAGCGUGGGGGAGUGUGUGAGCGUGGGGGAGUGUGUGAGCAUGGGGGAGUGUGUGAGCGUGGGGGAGUGUGUGAGCGUGGGGGAGUGUGUGAGCGUGGGGGAGUGUGUGAGCGUGGGGGAGUGUGUGAGCGUGGGGGAGUGUCGCCAUGCGUCUCUAGGGCUUCCGAGCAGCAGCAGCGCCGGAUGCCCCUAUUGUGUGUGUGGAGCUGCAGCAGCUGGGGGAACUAUUCAUGGAGCAGUGCAGCUGUGGGGAUCUGCAUAUCUGGCCACACCACCCACGGUGGAGCACUGGGGGAAGAUGCAAGGCAUGUCGACCAAUGAGAGCAUGGUGAGAGGCAUGACCCACUGGUGGCGUGCGCAGGCCACGCGCUUCAUGCUGCGCUGGCCCUCCGCGCAUCUCUGCCAUGUCAUCAACCAGCAGCGCCACGCCGCGUUCGGCAUGCUCGUGGCCAAUCAGCUCGCAACGUUCAUCCCAACCCAGACCGCCUUCCUGCGUGGCCUCUCAGCCAGCAACGCCAUCACAGAGAGUCAAUACCUGCUGCUCUCCAGCAUGGACGAUUACUCCUCCUUUCUCCCUCCCCCCACCUUCCCAAUCCCCUUCUCAGAUGCUUCUUUUUCCUCCUCCUCCUCCUCUUCCUCUGCUUCAGCCCCCUCACCAUCUGUCUCCCCAACAGCACAACCACUACUGCCCACACCAGAGACAGCACCUGAGGUACCAGCAGCAGCAGCAGCAGCGGAGGUGCCACAGGGCGAGUCAUCACCCCCUCCCGUGCGCUCGCUGCACGGCUGCGUGUGGCCCCAGCGCGGCUUCCCCGCGCCCCCUUGCUCCGCUGCUAGCUGUGCCCCUGCUGCCGGCUGCAACACUGGUGAAAGCAGCAGCAGCAGAGAGGAAAGCAGGGAGGUGGGAGCGGAGGAAGCGUACAGGAUGGUGGGGGGGGAGGUGCGCAUGCCAGGGGGCAUGGUGAGUGUGCAUGUGCGGCUGACAGACAAGCGCAGUGAGAUGCAACUCGCCUCCUUCCACUCCCACAUGUUCCUCUUGCACAGACUCAAGCUGUCCCGGCCCGAUCUUCAACAUGUGUGGCUCAACACGGAAGCACAGUCGGUGAUUGAUGCCACGUCUCUCUAUCCUGAUUGGACCUUCUUCUACUCCAAUAACACCCGUCAAAGCGACAUCUCAGCACCACAGCAAGAACAACAAGGGGAAGAGGUCCUGUGGGCAUAUGAUAGUGAGCAAUCAGUGGCAGUCAGCUUCGCUAGCUUGCUGAUUGCUGCACAGUGCGAUUUUUUUGUUGGGUCGCUAGGAUCAAAUUGGAGCCGUCUAAUCAACGAGCUCAGAUCCACCAAUGGCAGACUGUUGGCUGGGUUUCUGGCCCUCAAUUUUGGUGAAUAUUGA
Molecule: messenger RNA, 5199 nt
Organism: Closterium sp. NIES-65
Lineage: Eukaryota; Viridiplantae; Streptophyta; Zygnematophyceae; Desmidiales; Closteriaceae
Source: the annotation of a GenBank genome assembly